This is a messenger RNA of Jaculus jaculus (lesser Egyptian jerboa), 1953 nucleotides long. RefSeq names its product zinc finger protein 395 (gene Znf395). The record is from RefSeq and is a predicted model, not a curated record. Lineage: Eukaryota; Metazoa; Chordata; Mammalia; Rodentia; Dipodidae. Gene Ontology annotation, biological process: regulation of transcription by RNA polymerase II. Bases 145 to 1734 code for a protein of 529 amino acids. Gene Ontology annotation, molecular function: RNA polymerase II cis-regulatory region sequence-specific DNA binding; DNA-binding transcription factor activity. Gene Ontology annotation, cellular component: nucleus. The transcript has 10 exons.
UGGGCGGGAGGACAGCGGGAUCGGGGCCGCGCCGGUGGGCGGGCAGGGCCUGGCGGCUGCAGCCGGGAUCGAGCAGUCCGAACGGGAGCUUCCCCAAACACCCCCCCGCCGCUUGCUCGGAGCCGAGCGAGCAAACACAGCAGCAUGGCCAGCGUGCUAUCCCGUCGCCUAGGCAAGCGGUCCCUCUUGGGAGCCCGAGUGUUGGGACCCAGUGCUUCUGAGGUGCCAUCAGGGGCCAGCGUGCCCUUGGAGCCACAGGCCGAAUUGCUGGAGGGGGCCACUGCCCAGCCCUUCCUUGCCUUUAAGGACAGUGUGUGCCAGGAGCAGCCCAAGGAAGUCCUUAAGGCUCUGGCCACAUCAGGCCUCCCGAAAGUGGCCUUCCAGCCUGGACAGAAGGUUUACGUGUGGUACAGGGGUCACGCGUGCAUGGGCCUGGUGGAACAGCACGGCUGGGCAGAAGACAAGGUGACAGUCUGGCUGUUGGACCAGAAGUUACAGAUAUGCUGUAAGGCUGAGGAAGUGUGGCUGGCAGAGCUGCAGGGUGCCAUGGCCCGGGUACCACCUCUGGAGCACGGAGCCCAGGUGCCAGCCUACAGACCUGUCUCUAGGAACAUUGACGUCCCAAAGAGGAAGUCAGAUGCGGUGGAAAUGGACGAGAUGAUGGCUGCAAUGGUGCUGACGUCACUGUCCUGCAGCCCCGUCGUGCAGAGUCCCCCGGGGGCCGAAGCCAACUUCUCUGGCGGGGAUACACUCCUGAGUUUCCCCCCACCUCUCUGGCCAGCCUCCCGCGCAGCCUGCGGCGACCCGUGGAAGGAGAGCGGCGAUGUAUCGGACAGCGGCAGCAGCACCACCAGCGGGCACUGGAGCGGGAGCAGUGGCAUCUCUACCCCGUCACCGCCCCACCCCCAGGCCAGCCCCAAGUAUCUGGGGGACUCCUUUGGCUCUCCCCAAACUGAUCAUGGCUUCGAGACCGAUCCCGACUCUUUCCUGCUGGAUGAACCCGCUCCUCGCAAGAGGAAGAACUCCGUGAAGGUGAUGUACAAGUGCCUAUGGCCUAGCUGCGGCAAAGUUCUGCGCUCAAUCGUGGGCAUCAAACGCCAUGUCAAGGCCCUCCAUCUGGGGGAUACUGUGGACUCUGACCAGUUCAAGCGGGAGGAGGAUUUCUACUACACAGAAGUGCAGAUGAAGGAAGACUCUGCUGUGGCUGUGGCUGGCCCCUCUGCCCCCGGGACCCCCACCGCCGAGCCAGCGGCCACCUCCCGAGUGACCAGCCCGCCCCUUGCUGCUCUUUCGCUGCCCCCACCCAAAGUCCAGUCCUCCGGCCCCGAGCAUCCUGGCCUGGAACCUUCUCUGCCCUCGGUUGCACUCAGCAAGUCAGCUCCUGGCUCCUUCUGGCACAUUCAGGCUGACCACGCCUACCAGGCUCUGCCAUCCUUCCAGAUCCCCGUCUCCCCGCACAUCUACACUAGCAUCAGCUGGGCUGCCGCUCCCGCCACCGCCUCCCCCCUCUCUCCGGUCCGGAGCCGGUCACUGAGUUUCAGUGAGCAACAGCCGCCACCGCCACCCACAGUGAAGUCUCAUCUGAUCGUCACCUCUCCACCACGGGCCCAGAGUAGUACCAGGAAAGCCCGCGGAGAGGCCAAGAAAUGCCGCAAGGUGUACGGCAUCGAGCACCGGGACCAGUGGUGCACAGCCUGCCGGUGGAAGAAGGCGUGCCAGCGUUUCCUAGACUGAGCUGCCCGCUGCCCGCUCCUCGCCCCGGCCCGACAGGCCCGAAGGCGGUGCCCCCCGGCCCGCCCCCGAGAGACGCAGAGCGGAUGUGGGCAGUGGGGACUCUGUUGGCUAAGCUAUAACACUUAAACAAACAAAAAAAAAAACACUUUCUCCCCCUUGUGGGGAGUGUUUUAUUUUUAGAAAAAAAAAAAAAAAGAAAGAAAUGAAAAUAUUUUUGUU